Exophiala aquamarina CBS 119918 is the source of this 3366-nucleotide messenger RNA. RefSeq lists its product as uncharacterized. Lineage: Eukaryota; Fungi; Ascomycota; Eurotiomycetes; Chaetothyriales; Herpotrichiellaceae. Bases 1 to 3366 code for a protein of 1121 amino acids. The transcript has 2 exons. The record is from RefSeq and is a predicted model, not a curated record.
AUGUCGUGGAAGCUGGCGGAGUUGCGAUGGCGACAGGAAGCAGGCCUGCAGGGAAAUGUCAGGAGCUACAAACAACAGGAAAAGUCUUCUGAAAUCUGGUCUCCAAGAUACCGGGAUAGUAUUCAGAUGAUCGAGACAGCUGACCUCACUCCUGCUGCCGUCUGGUCGCAGCAUGCCUGGGAAGACGCUCGCAGUGUGCGAUAUGUUCGCAAUCCAAAUUUCACCAUGCCUCUCGGCUUGAGCGGCCAAAUUGUACCGGACCUUGACGUGUCAGAAUCAAUCAGUCCACAUGUAUCAGUUUCUUCCUCGACACCACUUCUCAAGGGACCAAGAACUAGGUCGACCAUCAGCUUUGAAUAUGUCGGGCGGUCACAGUCGAACGGGCAAGAGUCCAAGCUCCCAAUCUUCCCAAACCGCAAGGAACCAUGCACGCACAGUUCAAAGGCACAAACCCCAUUGUCGCCUGUGAUACCCGCCAUCGACCAGAUUCCGCAUUCAAUGACAAUGAGUAGCUGCCAUUCCUCUGAGCUGGAAGGUCCUGUACUUAUGGCCAUGUCCAACCACGAACAAUCCAAAGCGUCCACUCAUCAAUUUCACAUUCCUGAGAGUCAGAUUAGAUUCACGAAUGCAUCGCCAAUAAACUCAUCACUUUACGCUGGAGCCAACCACAACCACACCAUUUCAUCUGAGCAGCACCCCCAACAAGGAAAAUGUCACAGUUUCAAUCAAGCUGCAACUUCAACUGAUGAUCAGGUCGUAGGGAUAGAUAGGCAUUCUUCGAAUGCUGCACUGAGCGAGGCACUCUGUGAGAGUUACAAGGACAACGUGGAUCUAUUGAGGAAGAAUGGCCCCCAGCAUUCCGAUAUUUGUACUACAAUGCCAACGGCUGACGGCUUUUCUAUCGAAUCAAGGCACUCUGCAACCCCCGAUGUUUUCGACAAGACUUGCUCCGGAUAUCCCCGAUUCACUACCGCUAGCCAACGACGAGCCACACUCCAACUUUCCCCGGAUCUACCAUCGCCACAUGCAGAUAUACUAGGGCACCGUUACAAAACUAACUUUGGUGAGUCGCUCUCUGAGCGUGACCUGCGAUUUCCCUUGAUAUGUUCAGUUUCAUCCGAGGAAGAGGAUGAAAGGGAAAAUUCUGCGCAUCCGUCACUGCCAGACACAUGGAUACCCUUACAAGAUCUCCCUCGCAGGGAAGUCUUGUCCGCGCAUGGAAUCCUUCAUGAGGCCAAAUACCACCAGGAAUCGAGUGCAGUAUUCGAAACCUCAGAAAUUCCCGAAGAAACAGUGUUAAGCGAGAGAGAAUCCACAACUCUGGAUGAAAUUGUCUCCCAGUAUGCUGAUUAUGACCCAUCUCGAUCGCCAUCGUAUCCCCAAAACGAAUACCGUGAAGCUCUGAAGGAGAUUGAAGACGGAAAGAAGAGCCCUAUGCAUGGAACUUCAGGAUGCGCAAUAACGGAGCAUCGUGAUCUCGAGUGUAGGUUGGAUCGAAUGGGAGCUCAAUUAAAUACUCCAGAGCAACUUCUAGACAACAGGGAUAUCCGUCACAUUAGAGCUGGAAGUCUCCGGAGUACUGCGAUUAUUUCUCCCAAUCUGGAUGUGGAAUCAGAUGGCAGUGAUGGAGGAUGGCAAGAGACACCUCAUAGCAGCCGAUGUGGUUUCUUGACGCCCUCAAAGAUGCGUUUUCGCCUCGCAAAACGAGACUCGGCAGAAGCAACAUGUACAGAUGGCAUAACUGAAAGUAAGCCCAUGUCACCAUGGGAUCCUUUUGCAAGAUCGUUGUCGUCAAAACGCCGACGAGAGCGUGUCAACAAGCUUCGCUUAUCGCAUCGCAUUCAAGCUCAUCCCGCUAUGAUCGGGUUGCAGAGACACCACCCUCCAUCACGACCCUCUCACGUUCGAUCGCCGAAAAUGCAGGACGACUCCUCUCGCCUUACUCGAUCACGAAGCCUCGAUGUAAACCUGUCCCACGUGACACAAGUUGCCGUCAACAUCCCGCCUCUAGGUAACAUUUAUUCCGAUUAUUUCUUAGUCGAAACGCCAACUAGGGCCCUCCCCUCUAGCUCCCUCUUCCCAAGUCUAACGGGCCGAAACUGGAAACUCCAUAAUCUGUCACACAGUGGAAUCGAACACCCUGGGGAUGAGAGCCAGGCCUCCAGGAGAGACCCAUUUGUCCAGUUUGAACCGAGCUCGUUUGAACACCAGGAAAAGGAGACUUCAUCCUCGGAGUUACAAGUUCUUGGAGGCACUGCAGGGGGCCGUCCAGCCGGAAGCAUCGUAGCAACUACGGCAGAGGGUCACCGCAUGGGAAAAUCACCACGAAAUGAGCCUUCAAAGUCCAGUGGGAGUCCUCUGCUUUUAGGGCAUCAAAUAUCACCUGGAGCUUCAUUGGGGCCUCUUUGGCAAAGCCAGUACGACAACAGUGAUGCCGCAAUAUCACGCUUUCUUCGGGGUAGCCGCUAUGGAGAGAAUGUCACUCUGAUAAGGGCUCCUCGACCACAGUUCAGGCGAGGUGAAAGUGAUUUAGGCAUCAGAGCCGCGGGAAGUAGCCUGGCGGACAUUUCAUCGAGCUCGACCUCUCUCGGUCUGAAGAGGCCAUCCAACAAGGGGCUUGGUAGCGAAUCUCUUGAUCACUGGCAGUCUGCGAGAUUUGGAGAUGAGGAUCUGCAGAGAUUGAGUUUCGCUGGGCCUGCUCCUUCAGGGACAAAUGGAAAGAGUGCCAGCUAUAGAGCAUUCAAUCGCGUCGAGUCCGGGGAGGCUACGCUGACAUCAAGUAGCAGCACAUCAGCAUGUCUAUUAUCACGACAUGAAUCACAUGGGAACGAGCCUGUUAUUAGGCUACCGCUUGCAAACCAGUGUCCUGCAUUUCCACUUACAGCGGAACAACUUGCAACACGAUCUGAUAUCAAUUGUUCCGUGCCCUUUGAACGACUGCAAAUGUUGAGAAACGGGAAGUGGUUGGAAAGAGGAUGGUGUUUGGUUCACCAGCGAAACGAGUUCAGCCACGCCAGCUUGACCGCGAAAAAGGGCCAAGAUGAUACGGGAGCGGGAUUGGAACAACGUCGUCUAGCCGGCAGACUCCUUCUGGCGUUGGGGGUUGCGACGUAUUUCGUGGGUGGAUUUGCUCUGAUACAUGAUAUGGCGCGGCAAGGAGUGGCUUCGCAGCUAGCAAUGGGACAUGUUAUGCGAGGAUUCUCUCUGCAGGAAGGGUGCGACGCAGACUUAGCCGUCGGUGGGCUAACCAUCCUUUCAAGAGAGGCUGACAUGGCACAAGUGGUGGAGAGGGCAUGUUUUGUAGCCGCGGUGUUGGUGUUGGCGGCUUGCUUCACCGUCUGCGUAUGGGCAGCAACUGCUCUUUAG